AUGUCUGAUUUCCAGAAAGUCCUCCUUAUCGGCGCCAGCGGCUCAAUCGGGAGCUUUGUACUCGCAGCUUUAGAAGCUCAGUCAGACUUCACCAUCACCCUCCUCCAACGUUCCUCGUCCAAAGCCGAACUGCCAUCUCACCUCAGGACCAUCACCAUCGCGGACACAUACCCUACUGAAGAGCUAGUGCAAGCGUUUGCAGAUCAAGAUGUGAUUGUAAACUGCAUGACAUCUCUCUCGGUCGCCGACCAGUUCCGCAUGAUCGACGCCGCCAUCACCGCCGGCGUUAGACGCUACGUCCCCAGCGAGUACGGGCUAAACAACAUGCGACCCGACGCCCAGGCUCUCAACGCCGUGUUCCACGACAAGGGAAAAGUGCAGGAGUACCUGCGGUCAAAGGGCGACCAAGGAGUCUUGGAGUGGAUGUCCAUCUCGUGCGGCAUGUGGAUGAAGUGGAGCAUGGCACACGAGUUCCUGGGGAUGCACGUCAAGGAUAAACGGUUCGUGAUCUGGGACGACGGGGAGGGGCUGAUGUCAUUCACCACGGAGGAGAACACAGCUACCGGCCUAGUAAGGGCUUUGCAGACGCCGGCGGAGACGAAGAACACCAACGUACUCCUGAGCGACUUCGCUGCCUCGCAGAAACAGAUUCUGGAAGCCCUUGAGAGAAUCCAAGGGGUCAAGUACACCACGGAAAUCGUCGACAGCCGUACUGUUAUCGAGGAGAAGCAGUCAGCUGUGAGAGACGGUGACGCUUUUGCGACGUUCUCGUUGAUUGAAACAGGGUUUGUCACGGGCAGGUAUGGCGGGCACCUGGAGAAGGAGGGUGUUAUUAUGAAUGAGAAGCUCGGCUUGCCGAAAAAGUCAUUCGACGAGGUUGUCACGGCUGCCCUCAAGUCUGUCGGCGCGAUUUAG
Messenger RNA from Colletotrichum graminicola M1.001, 915 nucleotides. RefSeq names its product NmrA-like family protein. The transcript has a single exon. The record is from RefSeq and is a predicted model, not a curated record. Gene Ontology annotation, molecular function: oxidoreductase activity. Bases 1 to 915 code for a protein of 304 amino acids. Lineage: Eukaryota; Fungi; Ascomycota; Sordariomycetes; Glomerellales; Glomerellaceae.